AUGCCUUUGAAUAUUAUUGGAACAGCCCUUUUAGAUGGAACUGAUAAAAUUCCUUACUUUCAGACGAUUAAAAAGGUGGCGCCUUAUGUAUUAGGGGCAAGUGCCAUCAAAUACUGGUCAAGAGGACCAUCGAAUACAUGGGAAAGAAAGCUGCAUGGCAAAGUGUAUUUGGUUACUGGGGCUACUUCUCAAGGAAUGGGGACAUCUGUGGCCUUUAAAAUGGCAGAAUUAGGCGCACAGCUAAUUAUUUUGACCAGAGAAGUGGAUGAAUGGGUCACAGAGUGGUGUGAAGACUUACGUGAAAAGACAAACAACGAGCUAAUUUUUGUAGAGAAAUGUGACCUGAGUAAUUUGUGGGAAAUUCGUAAAUUUGCCACAAGUUGGUUAGAUAAUUCGCCACCCAGAAGGUUAGAUGGUGUUAUUGUCAUGUCUGGUGAUAUGGAGCCUUGGGGUGUUCCCAAAAUAUCUCUACCGAAAAGAAGAUCUUCCAAGGAUGGGUUGGAGUUACAAAUAGCUACGAAUUAUGCGGCUAUUUUUCAUCUUUUAAAUUUGCUGCAACCUAGUUUUAAGGCUCAACCACCUGAUAGAGACGUAAGAAUUAUCCUUGCGACAUGCUGGUUGCAAGUUGUUGGAGAUAUUAAUGUGGAAGACCCCUUAUGGCAAAAUGCCAAGUAUAAAAGUGCUUUGAAAUUUUUCGCAAGCAGCAAGUUACAGUUGGGAUUAAGCAUGAUGGAGUUGCAAAGGAGAAUUACUGCAGACAUUCAAAAGCAAAAGACUGAUGGUGUCGAAAGAACAGGUAAAAAUGUUACAAUCACCAUGGUGCAACCAGGAACAAUGAGAUCCAAUAGUUUACGUCGUGUCAUUAGUAAUGGGUCAGUGAUUUUAUUGAUGGUAUUAUAUUGUAUUUUACUAUACCCUAUAUUGUGGUUAUUUACCAAGAGCGGUCGUCGUGGUGAUCAAAGUUUUUUGUAUGCAUUAAUGACCCCAGAACUGGAAGAGAUAAAUCUAAAGGAUACGAAGGCCAAGUACAUUUCAGACUGCUCAAUUGUAAAAUUCGCUCGGAAGGAAUUUGAUGAUGAGGAAUUACAGAAAAAGUUAUUUGAGAAUACUGAAAGAGAUAUAUUACAACUAGAGAAAAAAAUUGCAGCGAAGAGGAAUGCUGAUGGAAAGAGAGGAAAUGAUGCUAAAAAGAAAAAACAAACGAAGAGCAAGAAAGAUGAUUAG
Molecule: messenger RNA, 1224 nt
Organism: Saccharomyces eubayanus
Lineage: Eukaryota; Fungi; Ascomycota; Saccharomycetes; Saccharomycetales; Saccharomycetaceae
Gene: PBR1
Product: putative oxidoreductase
Exons: 1
Coding region: 1-1224 (407 amino acids)
Source: RefSeq, a predicted model, not a curated record